Toxotes jaculatrix (banded archerfish) is the source of this 2709-nucleotide messenger RNA. Its product is annotated as prickle-like protein 2. Bases 22 to 2709 code for a protein of 895 amino acids. The record is from RefSeq and is a predicted model, not a curated record. Gene Ontology annotation, molecular function: zinc ion binding. The transcript is spliced from 8 exons. NCBI's taxonomy places the organism in Eukaryota, Metazoa, Chordata, Actinopteri, Toxotidae.
GAGGAGCAUGUUGUGACAGCCAUGUCUCUGGAGAUGGAGAAGACCAUCAACAAGCUGAUGUACGACUUCCAGAGGAACUCCACCUCUGAUGAUGACUCUGGAUGUGCGCUGGAGGAAUACGCCUGGGUUCCCCCUGGCCUCAGCCCUGAGCAGGUGCAUCAGUAUUAUAACUCCUUACCAGAGGAGAAGGUCCCCUACAUAAACAGCCCCGGAGAGAAAUAUCGCAUCAAACAGCUGCUGCACCAGUUGCCCCCACAUGACAACGAGGUGCGUUACUGUAAUGCACUGGACGAGGAGGAGAAACGGGAGCUUAAGCUCUUCAGCAAUCAAAGGAAGAAAGACAACUUGGGCCGAGGCAACGUCCGUCCUUUCCCCCUCACCAUCAAUGGAGCCAUCUGUGAUAAGUGUGGUGGUCAGAUAAACGGAGGGGAUAUUGUGGUUUUUGCUGCAAGAGCAGGUCAUGGGAAAUGCUGGCACCCUCAUUGCUUUGUCUGCAGCAUGUGUGAGGAGCUGUUGGUGGAUCUCAUCUACUUCUACCAGGAUGGCAAGAUCUACUGUGGCCGGCAUCACGCCGAGAGGCUGAAACCCCGCUGCUGUGCCUGUGAUGAGAUAAUCUUUGCUGACGAAUGCACUGAGGCAGAGGGCAGGCACUGGCACAUGAAGCACUUCUGUUGCUAUGAGUGUGAGACCACCCUCGGUGGCCAGCGCUACAUCAUGAAGGAUGGACGACCACACUGCUGCAACUGCUUCGAGUCCCUUUACGCAGAGUACUGUGACGCAUGUGGAGAACACAUAGGCAUUGACCAAGGACAGAUGACGUAUGACGGACAGCACUGGCACGCAACUGAGGAGUGCUUUUGCUGUGCCCGCUGCAAGCGCUCUCUGCUGGGCCGCCCUUUCCUGCCAAAGCAGGGGCAGAUCUUCUGCUCACGGUCCUGCAGCGCUGGACAGGAUCCAGAUGAGUCUGACUCCUCUGACUCGGCCUUUCAAAGUGCCCGUUCUCGCGAAUCCCGCCACAGCACCAAGAUUGGGAAAAAGGAGCGCAGAAAUGCAGAGCAGGAACGGCGGAAUGCUGAGGCCCGCCAAUCUGGUCCUCCACCCAUGCCUGACCGCCUGUCUGCUGAAAUUGAUCCCCUGUCUGUUCAGAUGGACCGUUUAAGCCUCUCAUCUAGCCAGACUCCAAGCAGGACACCUAACCGCACACCCAGUCGCACUCCAAGCCGUGCCCCGAGCCUUAACCAGGUGUGGAUGAGCCGGGAUGAGCCCUAUGUCCCUGCUGUUUAUGAAGGCCCCCAGCGGGAAGCCUCCCCUACCCCUACACCUAUACAUUUGCUGGGUCAGUGUAACCCCAGGCAGGGCUACAAUCCCAACGCAAACGCUCAUCCUCCAGCCCAGAAUCCUGCCAACCCAGGAAAGAGGCCUGAUUCCUGGGGAAAGGAACAAGGCAAUGCCAAGAGGACCCCUAUGGCUGCCCUGAGGGGCCACUCCUUUAACGAAAACUGGAUCCACCACAGCCAGGAUGAGUUCAGGCCCAACAAGCUACGCACCCAGAUGAGCUUCAAUGAGAUGUCUAGCCAGAACCAAGGCUUCUCUGACAAGAGGAGCAUCAGCCUGCAUGGAUUCCAGCGAGACGGCAGACCCCCGCUGACCAGGAGGAACCCCAUCAAUGCCAUGAGCUUCAAUGAGCCCCUCACUCCUCUAGAACAGACCCCUCGUGGAUCCAUGGACUCCCUCACUAUGUCCAAUGCUACAGGUAACUCUCUGGAUGGAGUGAGCAAGCGUCAGGAGCAUUUGUCCAGGUUCUCCAUGCCCGACCUAAGUAAGGACUCGGGUGUGAAUGUGUCUGAAAAGAGCAACAUGGGCACCCUCAGCUCCUCUGUCCAGUUCCACAGCACAGAGUCACUGUCCUCCUCUCGACCCUACAACAACAACAAUAUGUACACUCCUCUGAGAGUCGGCUACCCGCUGCAGUACUGGGAUGGCCCGCAGCCGCUGGGCUUCGAUGGCAAAGGUCGUGUUGGGGUGAUGGGCAGCAGUGGAAACCUGCGGAUGGCUCCCAUGAGCGACAGAAUGCCCCGCCGACGCAUAAACGGGCAGGAACCCGUGUCACAGCAACAACCUCUACAACCAAGGCGCCGCAAACACCAUCGUGGAAACCACGGUAACGGGCAGCACCGCAGCGGCCGCCACCACAAACGCUCUCGUCGUUCCCGCUCCGACAACGCCCUUCACCUGGUGGCAGACCGGCCCGCUCAAAUGGUGGAGCUGCCCUACCGCCGAGUUCAGGAGGAUUACGAUCGCUUCCCCUCUGGUCAUGCUGCUCAGGAGUUGUUUGGUCUGGAGCCUGGCGGCUACAGACAGCAGCCCCACCGGCCCUGUCCCCGCACCACCUCUGAUCUCACCCUGCAGAAUGCUGGCUGGCAACCUGUGGGGCUGGGUGGGCCAUGCUGGGGCGAUGGGUACAUGGAAGCUGCUGACCCCUGGUGCUCCAGCUGUUCCUCUUCCUCCGAGUCAGAGGGAGAUGAGGGUUAUUUCCUGGGCGAACCGAUCCCUCGGCCUGUGCAGCUGUGCUACAUCAACAACGAGGAGCUGCGCCAUCGCUACAGCCCCUCUGGGAUGGGUGGCCAUCACGGACCUCUGCAUGGACCGAUUCAUGGCCAGCUGCACACUCGCCAGAGGAGGAAGAGCAAAAACUGCAUAAUUUCCUAG